Calliphora vicina (urban bluebottle blowfly) is the source of this 3178-nucleotide messenger RNA. It is a transcript of the gene Nha2, whose product is annotated as Na[+]/H[+] hydrogen antiporter 2. The record is from RefSeq and is a predicted model, not a curated record. Gene Ontology annotation, cellular component: membrane. Gene Ontology annotation, biological process: proton transmembrane transport. NCBI's taxonomy places the organism in Eukaryota, Metazoa, Arthropoda, Insecta, Diptera, Calliphoridae. Gene Ontology annotation, molecular function: antiporter activity. The coding region runs from base 511 to 2820 and encodes 769 amino acids. The transcript is spliced from 11 exons.
AGAGUACAAAUAGUUUUGUUUUCUGUCCCUGAGCAAUUAGUUUUAAUUAAAAUGCGAGUGUGUUUAUUAAAAUAAAAGAAGAAAAAAGCAUUAGCAGCUACAAAAUGCGCGCAAUGUAAUUAGAAUUAAUGAAAAAAAUUUAAGGUUUUUUUUAUGUCAAACAAGAGGUGGAACAAAAUAGAAAUUACCAAGUAAAACGUGAUAUUUUAGUGAAAAAUUCCAGAAAAUUUUGUUGCUGCCGUUUUGUUAACAUUAUUUAAUACUAGAAGUGUUUUUGAUAGUGUUUAUAGAAAAUCAGCUGUUUUUAACUUAAAAAAAUCAUAAAGUGAUUCAACAAACUCUUUUUUAAAGAGAAUGAAAUACCUAGAUUUUGUUGUUAGUUUUCGUCGUCAUUAAAUAAAAUAGUGCUUUUUUUAUUUGAGUGUUAAAAUUAAUUUUAGUUCUCUAGUGUGUAAAUUUUGAGCGUAAUUUUCUAUUUACGCUAAAGGAAAACAAGAAUUGUCUAAUACAAUGAGUAAUCCCUUUGAAACACCACCGACAACAGCCGCAACAGCAUCAGUCUUAGAUGCUGCAAAUGAAAAAGAGUUAAAUUCGCAAAAGGCCUACAACUCCCAAAGACCAACAACAGAGUGGGAAAUACACGACGACAAGUAUGAUGACGACUACUCCAAAGCUCAACAAGCAAAUCAAAUUACACUCCAACAAAUUAAGAAUGAACAGCAACGAGGAAUAACAAAAGCAACAGGAGUAAAUAAGAAAAUCCACCAAGAUGAUGGUGAUGACGAUGAUGAAGUAAGAGAAGAUGCUUUGGAAUCAAAUGAAAAUGAACACCUGCUUGGCGGUCAAGAGCAACAGCAGGUAACACAAAAGAGUGCAACAGAAACAGCAGCACGUUUUAAUUUCAAACAAACAUCAACAGCAACUUCAGAUGGGGGCAGUAGUGGUAAAUACAACAGAUAUCGUGAAAAUGAAGAAGCUGAUAACCCCAACAAGCAUCCUGUGGAUCCUUCAGGCAGUAGCCAAAGCUUUAUUAUUCCGAAUGCUUCUAACAGCAGUAGUGGCGUAGCAGAAGACAUAGAUUUGAAAACACAUUGCAAAUUAGAAUUGCACAAAUUCCCCAAGGAGAUGACGCAAUCUCAAAACAACAUUAAUGAACAAAACGGUUCAACUAUAAUUCUAACUCCAGCACUAUUAACUCCAACCACAGACGGUCAGCAUGGCACAAAUCUUGGUGGAGCUGGAGGAGAUGGUGGUGGUGGAGGUGGUGCUACAAAUAUUACCGCAUUCCAUGAUGAUGUUUAUAAGGGACCAAAAAUCUGGCAAUAUUUAGUUAAACACUAUCACGUAACAUCGCAACCUCUAGCCAUAUUGAUCACCUUUAUAGCACUAUGGAUUCUAGGAUAUGUACUUAUGCCCAACUAUGCCGUGCCAAAUACAGCCAUCAUGCGAUUGAUACUUUUGAUUGUGGGUGCCCAAGUGACGGGCAUAUUAGUGACCUUUGUUAAAAUGCCCGAUAUGUUGGGUAUGCUGUUCUUUGGCGUACUCUAUACAAAUCUAGGAUGGGCCGAUUUUAGUGGCUACCAAAGACUAGAGGCUUUCUUAAGAGAAAUGGCCUUAAUUAACAUAAUGUUAUUGGCUGGCUUGGGUUUGGAUGCUAAUGCUUUUAAGAAAUUAUGGUUUAUGAUUUUACGUUUAACGCUAAUACCCACCAUAGCUGAAGUGGCCAUAAUAACAGUUCUAGCUCAUUUCCUGUUAAAUAUGUCCUGGUUAUGGGGCAUUCUGCUGGGUCUUGUGAUUACCGCCGUCUCUCCGAAUGUUGUUGUUACCGUGAUGCUAAAAUUGAAAGAAGAACGUUUGGGCCUUAACAGUGGCAUUCACACACUCAUCUAUGCCAUGACCACUUGCAAUGAUGUAGUGGCCAUAUUUUUAUUUGGCGUAUUUUGUGGAGUCAUAUUCUCAACGGGUUCGUUAACGGAGCAAAUUCUACAGGGACCCAUUGGCAUUGGUAUUGGCAUAGUAUUUGGCUAUGUAUAUGGUCUUAUGUUACAACUUGUACCCUCGCGUAAUGCGAACUACGUAAAUGGUUUACGUUUCGUUUUGACCGUCUUGGGCGGUACCAUUGCCGUAAUGGGCAGUAAAGCUAUCGGUUAUCCAUCGGCUGGUGCCUUGGGCUGUGUAACAGUUGCUUUCAUAGCUGGCAUUGGUUGGAAGCGUCAAGAGAAAAAACUGACACCACAACAACUGCAAGCAUAUGAAAAUGCUAAUGUAGGCAAACGUCUUGAUUUGUUGUGGAAAUUUUUGAAACCUGUGUCUUUUGCACUCAUUGGCAAGGAAAUUAAUUUCGCCGUUUUGGAUGGCAAAGUUGUGGGUUAUGGAGCAUUGCUGGUGGUGCUAGGAAGUGUGUUUCGUUUGGCUUUUGCUUAUUUAUCAACCUAUGGCGGAAAUCUGACGAGAAAAGAACGUGGCUAUAUUACAAUUUCCAGUUUUCCCAAGGCAACUGUACAAGCCGCCUUAGGUCCCAUUGCUUUAGAUUUGGCUCGUUCCUUGAAUGCUGAUGCAGAGAACUUAUCGUUGGCCAGUAACGUUCUAAUCAUAUCCGUUUUGGCCAUUAUAUUCACUGCACCAUUGGGUGCUAUUUUAAUGUUACGUUUAGCACCAAUUUGGCUAAAACACAGUCCCACAAACGACUCUAAUGUGGCUGAUGACAAUCGAAGAGGAAAUAUAGAUAUGGCUGACUACCACAAUGGCAGCACAAACAACCCCAAUUUUAUAGAGUCAGCGGGUGAUGAUAAUUUAGACCGCAAUCAAAAGUCAGUUUAAUACCAAUAAUAAUAGAAAUAAUAGCAAGGAAAAUACAAGACAAGUCAUUUGAAACAGCAACAACGAAAAGUUAAGCAGGAUAUAAGAAAAAUUAAGGAGUCUUAGUCGUUUUAAAGUUCAAGUUAGCAUAAUAACAAAAAAAUAAAAAAUGAAAAUAAAACAAGUGUUUAAAGACAAACAAAUAAUUUAGGCUAAUCACAGUUAUUGCCGAGAUGUAAAAAAUGUAACUAUAUUAAUAAUAAAGACGAAUACUUUAAAACUCAAAUGAUUAUAACGAUUAAAAAUUUCUGCUAAAUACAACAAAUGCUUUUAUAAAUCGAAAACUGUGACUAGCCCUAAUACUUUUUUCCUAAUCAUA